GGCGUGCGGCGGGAGCCGGUGCGCGCGGGCCGGGUGCGCGCCACGCUCUUCCUGCCCCCAGAACCGGGGCCCUUUCCUGGGAUUGUGGACAUUUAUGGAGUUGGAAGUGGCCUUCUGGAACAACGAGCUAGUCUGCUGGCUGGCAAGGGUUUUGCUGUGAUGGCUCUGGCUUAUCAUGACUAUGAAGACCUCCCCAAAGGCCUAGAGAUCCUCCACCUGGACUACUUUGAAGAAGCUGUGAACUACCUGCUGGAUCACCCUCAGGUAAAGGGUCCGGGAGUCGGGCUGCUUGGCAGUUCCAAAGGAGGUGAACUCUGCCUGUCCAUGGCCUCAUUCCUGAAGGGUAUCACCGCUGCCGUCAUAAUCAAUGGCUCCGUGGCCGUUGUCGGGGGAGCCUUACACUACAAAGAUGAGACCUUGCCCCCUCUGGCUGUAGACCCAAGUCGAGUGAGGCUGACCAAAGACGGUUUGGCAGACAUUUUGCAUGUCCUGAACAGCCCUUUGGAAGGAGCUGACCAGAAGAGUUUCAUUCCCGUGGAAAGGGCGGAGAGUGCCUUCCUGUUCCUUGUAGGUCAGGAUGACCACAAUUGGAAGAGUGAAUUCUUUGCUAAUGAGGCCUCUAAGUGCUUACAGGCCCACGGUAGGGAGAAGCCCCAGAUCAUCUGUUACCCUGGGACAGGGCACUACAUUGAGCCUCCUUACUUCCCCAUGUGCCGGGCUUCCCUACACAUCUUGGUGGGUGGUCCUGUCAUCUGGGGAGGGGAGCCCAGGGCUCAUGCCAUGGCCCAGGUGGAUGCUUGGAAGCAGCUCCAGACUUUCUUCCAUAAACACUUGGUGGAGAAAAGUUAGGGGGACUCUCCUGAAAAUAUAACCCACUAUUUGAAGUUUAGGAGGGUGAGACUAAUAAAUGCUAAGCAGCAACAAUUAAAGACAGUUCACCCGCUGUAUUAA
Messenger RNA from Leptonychotes weddellii (Weddell seal), 951 nucleotides. The record is from RefSeq and is a predicted model, not a curated record. NCBI's taxonomy places the organism in Eukaryota, Metazoa, Chordata, Mammalia, Carnivora, Phocidae.